Ascochyta rabiei is the source of this 2280-nucleotide messenger RNA. RefSeq lists its product as uncharacterized. The coding region runs from base 1 to 2280 and encodes 759 amino acids. NCBI's taxonomy places the organism in Eukaryota, Fungi, Ascomycota, Dothideomycetes, Pleosporales, Didymellaceae. Gene Ontology annotation, biological process: regulation of DNA-templated transcription; DNA-templated transcription. The record is from RefSeq and is a predicted model, not a curated record. Gene Ontology annotation, molecular function: zinc ion binding; DNA binding; DNA-binding transcription factor activity, RNA polymerase II-specific. The transcript is spliced from 3 exons.
AUGAGCGCAUAUCCCGAUCCCAAUGAGAACGCGCCGCAUCCCUACACGACGCUCUACCCGCAGCAUCCCAAUACGCAGCAGCUCGAUGGCCAGACUUCACGCGGAUUGCUUGGAGCGCCGGGAGUGUCUGGAGCGCCAGGAGUGUCCUAUCCACCACCGCCAGAGCCGGGCUACCCCAAAAUUGAGAACAUCAACGAAGUGCUGCAGGCACAAGCUCUCCACGCGAAUCAUGCCCUGACCGACCAGCGACCCCUGCCGCCGCCUGGACAGGGCCACGGGCAGGUCCAGAUAGCUUCGGCGCAGCAGCAGAGCAACAUUGACAGUAACAACACCAACCACGGUCACGGUCACGGUCACAGCCACAGCCACGGUCACAGCCACGGUCACAACCACAAGCCCAAUCGCCUCCGCAAGGCCUGCGAUUCGUGCAGCAUCCGCAAGGUCAAGUGCGAUGAGUCCGGGCCGCCGUGCCGUGCCUGCCUUGCGUUGGAGAUUCCGUGCACCUUCGACCGCCCCAGCAGGAGACGAGGCCCUCCCAACCGCCAUGCCGAAGCCAUCAAAAAGCGCCGUCUGGACGAGACAGACCCCGCCUCGGGCCAGCCGUCGCCGCAGUCGCCCACCAAUGCCGCCCACGCCCUGGCCCAGUUGCAGUCGUCGACGCCUACGCAGCUGUCCGCCGACGCCAUUUGUCCGCUCAACACCAUGAACGCCCUCAUCGACGACUUCUUCACCCACAUCCACCCGCUGUGUCCCUUCCCGCACGAACCGUCGUUCCGAGAAGCAUGGGCGCGCCGCGAAGACUAUACCAAUCCAUCUUUUCUGGCCCUGCUGGCUUCGAUGAUUGCCUGUCUCGUGGCAUCGUUCCCGCGCAAGCCACGUCUUCACCUGAAGACGCAGACGCGCCACGAAUACCCCUCCCACCUCUCUCUGGUCGACAAGUGUCGCGAGGUGUGUACCCAGGCGCGAGGACCUGGCUAUCUUGACCGGCCCAGCUUGAACGUAUAUGAUGCCUGCACGAGUUACUUCCUAGGCCUGACGGGCGCGUAUGUUUUCCAAUGGCGCCAGCUACGGCUCUAUUUUGCCGAGUGCCUGACCAUCAUCCGCUCCUUGGGCCUGCACAAGGCACACGACCAGGGCUACACUCAUCUGGGAGCUGUGCCGAGCGCGUGGGGCUCAGAUGGCCCAAAUUUCGACGGCGCACACGACUUCAAGCUGGAUCACAUCACCGAGCAGAUUGGUCGGAGGCUGUUCUGGACUGUCUUCGUUGGCGUACGGACAAUCCAGCAACUUGGCGCCUCAUUCAGCGAGCUGACAAUUGCGCCCGCAACACCCACCGAGCCCCUGCCGCCACUGCCUGUUGAAGUAGACGAUGUUCACAUCUUCCCAGACGAAAUACAAGCCCAGCAGUCCGGUGUUAUCCCUCUCAUCACAGGCUUCAACGUAAAUGUCCGCAUCUUCUUGUCGUACUCUUCGCUCUCUACUGCCGAGAUGGCAUUCGGCAUGGAUGAGGUCUUUGACUGGGAUCGACAGCAGCGCAUAUUCGAGCAGAGCUUGCAGCGCUGUAGGCAGAUCCUCGAAAGCCUACCAGACGUCCUCAAGGUACAGUCUAAAGCCGCACGUGACAACCUGGCACAACCCAAGCAGCCGUACUUCCCACCUUUACCUGACUUCGACGGCAUGCGUGAGCCUGCACUGAACAGUUUUAGUACUGCCGAAGCCCAGGACCUGCGUCGUUAUGAGAUCCAAAAGGCCAACGUGUAUGCUAGCCACUUGGCUACGCGCUCCUAUCUUGUCGAGAAGUACUUUAUGCUUCAAGAGAAGGCCAGCACAAAAGCUCAGAGCAAUAUUCGGAGCUCCCCUAGCGCCCUGGCGACCGGAUUGGACAGGUUCGUAUCCAGCUCUACUUCAGACGCCGAGGCCCUUGAGAAGAUCAUGUCCGAAGAGCGAGAGCUUGUCGUCAAGGACCUUCUUGUGGUGCUCGGCAGCAUCGACAUGGUCAACAUGGAGCCAAAUGGAGACUCAUUCAUCCAAAAGAUACGCUCAAUUGCCAGCACACUGCUGGUAGUGCCCAAGGAGAGAAAGGGCAGCGUGGCUCUGCAGCAUCAGGACUAUCUGUACAAGUUCCUUGAGAUCCUUGGGAAAUUGGAGCGGGCUAGUCCUGAGGCUAGCGACCCGUCCGACGCAAACAUGGACGAAGAGACUGAGCUGAGAUUGUGGGCCGAUUUACGUGACCAUCAGCUGAAGUUUCAAGAGCAAGGCGGGGUUUAUGGGUUCUCUUGA